AUGACCACUGACUCGAUACCAACAGGUGCUCCGUUGCCUUUCACUGGAAUAGCGAUAGCAGUAGUUUCAAGUUUUAUCAAUGGGUCAACAUUUGUGCUUCAAAAGAAGGGAAUAUUACGGUCUCUCGACAGAGGUACAGUGAAACAGCAGGAGCACGCGUCCUUAUUCCGAUGGGAUACUAACACAUGCAAAAUGAAUGGCAUUUUCAGGUUAAUCAAGCUCAUAAAAAUUUAAGUCUUUUAUAUAUUUUCUACAGGAAAGUCGUAUCUCACAGAUGCGGUGUGGUGGAGUGGGACAGUGUCCAGUAAGUAUAGCGCCCUCUAUCGAUACUAGCUGGAACAUGAAAAUAAUGUGCGAACAGUGUGCAGGAUCAUAGUAUAUGCAGUCUUUAAGUAUCCCCGACUUUCUUCAUGCACGAUCUUAACUCAGCUUUCUAUUAAUCUUAUCAGUGAUUGUUGGCCAAAUUGGGAAUUUCCUGGCUUACAAUGCGGCCCCUGCUGUGAUAGUGACACCUCUAGGAGCCCUUGGGGUGUUAUUUGGGUAAGUCAGGGAAAAAACUGAAUAGUCAUCCACUAUAUUUAGCAUUGUGAUGUGGGUUGAACAAACUAGAACCAUUGAACAUUUUAUUUAACCACAAACUUUGUUUGUCUUUUACUAUGAAAGAAGGUGUCCAAUUUUUGUUGUGAUGUGAAAUGUCUAUGUCAGUGUCAGAUUUUGAUGAUGCAUGAAAAAACUUUGCUUUUCAGAGAUACCAUUCAAAGCAGCUGUAAGGAACUUUUGGGUCAUGUCCAUUUCAGCACUUUCUUGUGGAACAACUGAUACCUCUAAUCUUUUGUCUUUUUAGUGUGAAAGUAGUGUUUUCAGACAAAAACCUAAUGCUCAGGGUUCCUACGCAAGUAUGGAAAUAAAUUUAGUCAAUUUCCAGGAAUUAAAAAGUAUGUAAAAUGAAAAAUAAUAUAUGGAAAAAUAUUUAUGUUUCUAGACUAUUACCACUGUUCUAGUUUUGUUCAGAUCGUAUUUUAUGCUGAACCAGGCACAGUUUGUGUGAGAGGAAACAUUUCAAAAAACGUACCAACUGAUUGACAAUAGUAUGUGUACUCUGCUGCCCCACGACCUUCCUCUAGCCCUGUGUGUGUGUGUGUGCGUGUGUGCGUGUGUGCGUGUGUGGGUGUGUGUGUGUGUGUGUGUGCGUGUGUGCGUGUGUGUGUGUUUGUAACAGUAUUUACAGUUUUGUGUUCAGACACUUGAGGGACACAAAAAAUUCUUCAACUCUUAAAACGAGUUACAAUAAAAUUCAAUGCAUUGAACUUACCUAAGUUUAUUAAUGGCUAUAAUCACCUAAUUAGAAACUAGAAAAGAAAUGGGGGGGGGGGUGUUAAGUAAAUCAAAAUUUGUUUGGAAGAGAACUUUUUGGAACAGUUUUGAUACCUCAGCCUGUUUGUUUUCCUGUUGGCUGAUGGAGUCUUUCAGGAUCUUUUUUUGCUUCUUCAAAGUCUUGAGCUCAGCGAUGGUGAAGCAGAGAGUUUCUCUCAGACUCUGGGCAAUUUGAGCAUCGCUGAGCUAGUGAUGGUGUCUCUGCAGCUGAACAGCUGUGGGAGACAAAAUGACAUAAGCUUCAUUUUAAAAAAUUACAGAGCUUUGUAGAUAUGGAUACAUAAACAUUUUAGUUAUUUACAGAGAGUUCAAUGAGAAAGUCUUACCAGGUGUCCUGCUGGAAAUCUCACGUACAUAUUUGUACAGUGAUUAAACAAGUUGAAACAGAGUCAAAGUGUCAGAGUUAUCACAAAUUAUCACACAAAAAAACUAUCUUCUGAUAUUAAGUUAAAAAAAAAAUGAUCACAAAAAACAGAUGUCUACCAAUAUUCUACAGAUUCGAUUGUUAAGAAAAGUUUGUUAUUGAAGUUGUUGAUAAAUGUUCAAAAUAUUCUUCCAAUACACAGAGUUGAUACUGUUCACUCGAUGGUUUGAGUUGGUCUGAUCAUUUUCUCCAGGUUUAAGGUUUAAGUUCAGGUCCUGUUCAUUCUGUGGUCACUGAUCUAGAAUGUUGGUCAGAAUGGAGGAUUCUAACAGAGUGUUCCACCUGCUUCAUAUUCAAAUCAUGCAUUUUCUGCAUAUCAUGAAAUACCAUUACUUUUAAUGUAAAGUUUUAACUGCUUCAUUAGUGUGAGCAAUCGACGUUUCUAUCAGCAAAGAAAUUUAAAACAAACAAAUCACAACAUUUAUGUCACAAAUUCAUGUUCCAUGAUAGUAUGAUUAUUUUACAUUUCUUCAAAGACAAAACUAUCGAUACACUUUUUUUUUUAACAAUUCAGUGUAUUAAAUCUACAUGCAGUUACAUCACAGUUGAAUUCAUGACAGAGUGUGGAUCAAACAGCUCCUCUUAUUGAGUGGGUGAGGCCCUCAGGUUCUUGCAGACAGAAACAUACUGAACUGCUAAAGGAGGCCUUGGUCCUUUACCUAGAAGGAUUGUCAGCUUCUUCUCAGGUGGUUAAGUUGAACAAUUUGGGUUAUUGAUAUUUAUCUUUGGCAUUAAAACACUAUAGUGAGUGAUAACCUUAGCCUAGAGUUUACGUGAGGUAUACACAGUCCCAUUUAUUACCCAGCCUACAACAAAAGGAACAAAGUACUUCCAUAUAAAAUAUAUAUUUAUAAUAUAUAAAACAGUAGAUAAAGAGUCUUUAUCAUUUGAUUGUGGUGUGUCAAGUUUCCCAGUUUAGAAAUAUCUCUCUUCAUGGAGCAAGCGAACGUCAUAUAAUUAUACAUUGAUGUGGAGUUUCAACUAAGGCUUAGUCUUUUUAUGACUAAACAUACAUGUGCACUGUCAACCAGAAAGAGCAGGGCAAAGGGGUUGGAGCAUAGAUUUGUGACAUAGAAAAUCCCACUGUGUCCAAACCUGCUCUUUGGGUCUACAGGAGGUUCUACAUGCAGUUAUAUCACAGUUGAAUAAUGACAGUCUUUAGGGGAAUGAUGAAAGCUAUCAUAAAUAGCUUUCUUGGGAGCAUUGCAAUCCACUAACACACACUUGUUCCACAAUUGUCUGGCCUGCAGAGCGAGACACCGGGGGCUGGAGCUUGGAUUUGUGACAUAGAAAAUCCCACUGUGUCUUAACUUGCUCUUUGGGUCUACCAGAGGUUCACAGCGAUUUGAAUGCAGAAAUACUUAGAAAUGCAAUUUUGCACAGAUUUUUCUCAAGAUUUGUCCCCUAGCAUCAGAAAAAUGCCAUAUAAACAUGUAAAAAAAAAACAACAUGAUUUUCAUUGGAGUGGUUAUUAAAGAACGAUGUGCUAGCCAAUCCCCUGAGCUCCCUGGAUAUACAUCUGUUCUUUUCAGCUGAUCUCUUUCUUUCAUCAAGCUUUUCAGUUCAGGAUUAUACCAUGGUGUUUUGACAGAUCUGACAGUUAGUUUCUUGAUGGGUGCAUGCUGAUCACAGAAAAAGGAAAAUAACCUCAUGAAUUCAUGCAGAGUAGUAGCUUCAGUAUGAUUACAUUUGAACACACUGCCCGCUGUAUGUUUUGCAGGCCUUCAAUAAAGGCAUGAUUGCAGAAAUGAUUAUAGAAUCUUUUAUAUAUGAUUUUAGAUCUUGCUUUAGGAACUUCCACUUCUCUUGCCAUAGCAAUCAUAUUUUGUUACGAAACCCAACUCAGAGUUCCUGCACACAAAUAGAAAGUGAAAUGUUUUUGUUUUUUUUCUGGAAGAGGAAUGAGAGUAAAUCCACAGUAUAACAAUAGUGCCUUGGGGCUUUUAAAUAUAAUGUGAAAUAUGAUAUACUGAUAUAUUUACUCAGGUGGGUCAUAUUCUCUGAAAAAAAAAUCAUAAAAGUCUUAAAAUUAGGGUAUGGACUAUUUUUUUUUUUCCAAAUGUGUAGGAACCCUGCAUCCUGGUCCCUUUUAAAAGUGAAACGCGACACAGAGUAUUUGAUGUGGAAAACGGCUGUUUGUUCAGCCUGCUGUCAAUAGAUAACCCCCUCACAGCAGUUAAAGCCGUACAGCGCAGGUGUAGCCCUGCAAUGAUGCUGGUCAUGCACAUUCAGACUCAUGAAUGCCAUGUACAUGAUCAAAAUGCCUAUAAUGUUAGCUGCAGUUCACUUAACCACCAACGACAAGUCUCCAACAAUUUCACACAGCACCCCUAAUCUAAUUGUGAUGAUGUUUUACUUUACAUCUAUCAAGCACAUGAUUGCAGGUUCAAUAGAUAACCCAUUGUGUUGUACUUUCUGGAUUUCUAGAGCAUAUAGCCCCUCAUAUCUUGUAACUAUUUGCUGUUUUAUUGUUUAACAGGGCUGUGCUGGCAUCCUGGAUCUUGCAGGAGCAUUUAAACAUCCUGGGAAAACUUGGCUGUGUGUUAUGUUGCUGUGGUUCCAUUGUGCUGAUCAUUCAUGCACCUAAAUCAGAGACUGUAACGACAAGACUGGAAUUAGAAGAGAGACUUUUAGACCCCGGUGAGAGUUUCCUUUAUUUACUCUUGCUCUGAUGUACGUAUCCUCCAGAGUAAUUGAAAGGAAGGUUAAAAUCAGAAUAUCAUGAUUUGUAUGAAUCAAAAUAUCCUUUCUCGUCCUGCAGGCUUUGUAGUUUACGCCCUCCUGGUGGUUCUCCUGCUGCUCCUACUCAUUGUGUGGAUUGCUCCAGCUCACGGUGCAUCAAACAUCAUGGUAUAUGUGUCUAUAUGUUCCUUAUUGGGAAGUUUCACUGUCCCGAGCAGUAAAGGACUCGGCCUGGCUGCACAGGACGUCUUUGGAGAUGCACCCUCAAGCAGCAGAGCUCUGGCUCUCUUCCUCGGCCUCCUGGGGACACUGGCAGUCAGCAUCCUCAUACAGUUCUUCUUCAUCAACAAAGCACUGGAGUGUUACAGCUCCAACAUGUUUGAGGCCAUAUAUUAUGUGACAUUCACAUCCACUGUGAUUGUUGCUUCUGCAAUUCUCUUUAAGGAGUGGACUGCUGUGACUUUAACUGACAGCCUCGCCAUGCUUUGUGGUCUGACAACAGUGUGUACCGGGGUUGUUUUACUCCGUAUUUCCCAGGAGGCUUUGAUCACCUGGAAGAAGAAGACAGACUGAUUGUCUUUAUAGUACAGAGUGUACUCUUAGUUGGUUUUUCAGAGACUCCACUGUAAAUAACUAAAGCCACAGUUUAUUUAAAACUAAUUUAAUUCAACAUUUAAUUUGAAAUACCUCACUGUUUCUAAUGAGUCAUGUCUUUGUUACUUAUGUAAACUACAAAUACAAAUAAUUUAUAAUUACAUGCAAUAAGAAAAACACAGUCUGUUUUCAUUGUGAUUGUGGGACACAUCAAACAAGCCUGACUUGUAUCCUCUUGCAUUUUUUUCACUCGGAAAAUUUUAUAUGUAACAUCUUCAUUGAAUACUUACUAAUGUUUUGUCAUCUUAAAGCUCCUAUGAAGAAAUGACCAUGAAUUGAAUAGGACAUGUGUAUGUAUGUAUAUGUAUUAAUUCAGCUCCCAUGACCUGAAUUAAUGCUUUUGUCUCUAUAAGGGCUAUAAACACAAAUAACACUGCCAGUUACAUACUGAUAUUUUUUAAUAUAGUUGCUCUUAAAGCUCCUGUGAGGUUCUAAUGGUUUUUUAUCAAUUUUGGCAACCCCCGUGGACACAGGGGUCCUUGCUAAUCUUGUCCCAUACAUGCUUAAGUGGUGUUGUCUGACAAAAAAUUCCAUCUUGCUGACUUUGACAGUCAAAUAUAUCAUUCACUAUUUUAUUUGGACAUUUUAAGAACAUGGCUAUUGGGCUGACAUCAGUUUUAGGCAUUAAAAAUGACAACACACAUUGUCAAUCUUUUUGCUGAUGAUCUUGUUUCCCAUUGGAUAUCAUGAAAAUGUAUCAAUAUGAAUUUUAGUCUAUUUUGUAAUUAUCAAAAAACUCCUUGCAGGAGCUUUCAUGCCACUAAAAGCUGCAUUGAGCGAGGUGAUAUCAGUGUGUUUGAUUGCACACUCUUGAAAUUACCCUUAUUUUGGUGCCACUUUAUGCCUUCAUUGGGAUGAUAGAACAGUGGCUGGAGAGGGAAACUGAGAAAUUGAGAGUGCAGAAUGUCAUGCUGUAACUGGCCACUGUGAUCUUUGCCACUCAAGGGAUCACAGCCUUUGUACAUGUGGUGAACAAGUUAACCACUCGACCAUACUGCUGCUCUUAAACUGCCUUCUUAACAUUUCAGCUGCAAAGUCUCACAAUGAGGGAUACAUUCAAGCAUUUAAAUAAAGCACAAUAAAUGUAUCGCUACAAAUUAAUUUGGGACAAAUACAGCAAUGAGAAAAGAGGUGCUGCUUUAUCAACAGGGGCUGCCAAAAUCCACUCAAAUGAGAAGAUUCCUCAAGCUUUAAAUGUAAAGACUAGAAAAAUGGAGAUUGAAGGCAUACUUCUUUUUCUGUGAAUUUCUUGCUAAAACCUAUAAACCUUUUUGUCUUUACUUCUUUUCACUGGGUACUUUUACAAUAAUUUCUUGUAUCCUUAAAAGCAUGCCAAAUUAAAUUGAUUUUAAAAAUGGAUGCAAUAGCUUUAGUGACUAACUAAAAGAGGGGUUGGGGAGAAUUCACUACAGUGGGAGAGAAGGUUCUCUGAAUUCUACUCUAAGGGUCAAGUUAUGUUGAAUAAGUUAUAGGAAUAUCAAAGUGCUUUUUUUUUUUUUUAACUGCAGACUCUAAUAUUGUCCAGGGAUCUCAGUGAAUUUGACAACAAUUUUCUUGACACAGACAAAGACGCUUGAAGAUAUCAGCAUUAAAGCCAAAAUAUUUCAGUUCUUCCUCAAAGAGCUUUAGCAAGUUUUUAAAAUGCUCUCUUUUUCAAUCCCACUCUGUUAAACUGUAUCAGGAUGGCAUCACCUACACUUUGACUUAUUUAGUGUCUCUUUGAAUAAUUCAGUGUGAUUUUAGAAGCAGUCUCCCCAGUGCUGCAGUUUUUACCAUGACUGAAAGAGAGUUUUGUGUAAUAGAGGAAUUUGUAGAGCUGAGUUAUAAACUCCUUUUCUGUGGCUAUUAGCUGAUUUUUGUAAUAUUAUAAGAGGGCCAAAAAUCCUGAAGUGUGAUUAGUGUAGGAUACAUAUUUGGUUAAUACAGUUUUUGAGAUGCACUGGCUGCAUGGAGGACCUGUGAAACACUAUCCUGACAAGCUCUGUUUUCUCUUUUAUGAGCGGUUUUUGAUCUUCCAUUAUUUGAAAAGUUUUCAUCAAAAUUGCUCUCAUAUCCCUAAUUUGAACUUUUUCUGUUUUUCCCAUUUUAUAGACAUUCGAAACUGAAACAUGCCACGCAGUUUACUAAGUAAUGCAUUUGUUCUAUUUUAAUCUCUAUUGUAAACAUUUCUUCUGAAAUAUUAAUACUUUAUCUGAAUAAGAAAUAAAAUCUUCCUAACUUUAUGGCUCUUUUAUAAUGAAGCCUCUGAAGCCCUACAAGACAAUGAUGAUUGUUUUGCAAUCUUAUCAAAAAACAGUGGCAAAGGAAAAUUACUAUUUAAAAGGCAAUAACCUCCAGCAAAACCUGACUUUGUUUAACAGCGGUUUGCUGCCGUCAUUAUCCUUUACCUUUGUACAAGUUAUUAUUGUGUUGGAAUAGGAUAAUUAGCCUGUUGCCACACAUGAGUAAUAUGUUUGCCUAUAAUUAUCAAGUACAGACAAGGCAAUAGAUUAGUCACAGUAUACUCUGUAUUAUAUUUUAAAACAGAAACGUUAGUCUAACAAAAAGAAAAAUAACUUUCAUAUGCUUUAUUAUGGUAAAUUUUUAGACUAAGAAGGAUAAAACCAUUUUUAACUGAGAUAUAAGUGCGUGCCAACUGAACCUAGUCUCCCCUACCUACGUUUUAAGAGUCUUUGCCCUCCAGCUUUUCAUAAAUUUGUUCAGUGGAAAACAUAACAAAUACAGAAUCUCAGCGUUUUUUGACGCUGACUUUGUAACCAGGUCCUAUUAUUGGUGUUGUAUUGUCGGUGCCGUUGUGGACUUCAGCCUCCGGAGGGCACACAGUUGAGCGGACACAUCCCUCAGAGAUAAGUAGAGGAAGAAGCUCAGUGCGGCAGUCUUUGGUGGCGGUGGCUGAUGGUGGAGCGAGAGAGACGGCAGUAUGACAUGGUUAGCCACGUAACCGGGAAGCAGACUGGCUGUUUGCUAACCCCUAGGUGCUAACACUACUCGUGGGAAAAACCGGUCACCUCUGAACAGGUAUUUACUUUCACUGUUACUUCUAAAACCGGACAAACAACCACUUAAAUCCACACUGAAAGCUAAUUAGUGCGUUAGCCAACCAGUUAGCCGUUGUGCUAAGAAAUGCUAACACGGCUAUCCGGGAGUACAUAAGCAAUUAAAUUAACGAAGGCCAAUGAAAGUGUCACCUCGUAAAUGCAAAAUAGCGCUGUUUCAAUCAGGGUUAGUGAACUGGCACAAAAUAAGUGAGUUUGUGAUGAAACAGGCUGGACAGGUCGACCAGCUCGAGCUGCACCUCGCGUGCCCAGGUUAACGUUGAUGGCGUAUCGCUUCCUGCAUUCCUGUGGCUUGCUAUAAGAAUAUAGAGACAGCAGCUGACUUUGUUACUCAAACCCUUUUGAAUAACACUCAAACACCAGGUUAGCUAUUCACCAGUCACCUAAGUGUGUUUGCAUGGGACCAGUCGGCGGAGACAGCAGAUAGUCCUUCAUGUGUUUUUACUCCGAUGGAUCCUAACCAAUCAUCACAUCAUGGUUAUUCAGUUUGUCAUAUUGCCUGUGGAAACGGUAGGUCAGUUGGUCUCUCUUAAUACACUGUUUAAGUGUUUACUUUUUGUCUUUCUUCCUCGUUGUUCUCUCUCCUGCUUGGUUAAUGUUAAUUGCUUCACUUAACUCAGGAUAGAAAGAGUAUACUCAAGGAAGACUACAACUACUUACAUGGGCUGAUUUGAAGUCAAACUACCAGCCUGUUAAUCUUUUUGAGUAAAGGUAAAACGUACUUUAUUUGAAGUGCACUUAAAGCUACCGUGAGGAGUUUCUUAAAGGUCGUGAAACAGACUGAAAUGAGCAAGGAUGUGUGUCUUUUGAUGUACAAAAGUAAAUGAGACCAUCACACACAGGAUUGAAAAUCUCCAUAAUGUAAUUACCCAUGCCUGUAUCUGCUGUAAGGGGGACAUACACUGAAAAGAAAACAGUCUUGGUUACUUUUUACUACAGAAAACAUUCAGGUUCGGGUCAUUUUAUUUGCACUUAAAGGUAGAUGUUUGGCACUCAGUUUGACGAUUGCAAAACAAACGUAACAUGGUACAUAAAACAAAACAACCAUAAUAAUAAAAAAAAAAUACAAAAUAGAAUAAAAUUAGUAAAUGGGAUGCAUGAAUAUCUAGCACUCAGGUAAAUAAAUACCCAAUCCAAUGGAAUAAAACAAAGGUAAAAGUAAGUAUCAAACAAACAAAAUGUGUUAAUGAAUAAAAUGCAUCUGUCGUGUGCAAGCACUGUUGCAUCUUGUUCAGCUCGGUGAUAGCAGCAGAAACAAAACAGUUUUUAUGUUUUUGUUUUUUUUUGUUCUACACCUUGGUACUCAGAACUUUCAUCCUGACAGAAGAACCUGAAAUUCAUUGUACAAAAGGUGAAGGUCAUUAUUUAAAGUGAAAUAGUCGUCUCCUGUACCUGUCUGAUAUACAGGGAGGAUCAGCCCACUCCGCCAUUGAGAUAUUUGAGUUAAAGAAUGAAUUGCCUUUGAAAAAAAGUGACCAAACAAUGAGACUAGAGAAGAAGACAGAAGAAACUCAAUAAAAGGGUGAUUUUAAAGCUCAGUUUCUUAUCAGUUAUUGUUUCAUAGUAUUUAUAAGUUUGCAUACACUUUAUGGUCUGGCCUUUCAUUGACAUGGUGUCCUCCAAACAUCAACGAGCAUAUGUUUUGGAGGUAAGACUCCCUUCACCACUAAACAAGUUGUCAAAAGACCAGGCUGUGGCUGGUUUCAUUAUCAUGCAGCAGACUAACAAUAACAGCAUAAUCUGCAUAUUUUAUAAAUAGACCUGUUGGUAAAUCUGCUCUGACCUGUUUUUAUAGAGAAUAAAUGAUAAAGGUGACAGCACAAACCCCUACAGGAGCCUGUAGAGGAGCUCUUUUGGUUAGACGAGGUAGCAUUUACUCUCACUCUCUGUGACUUGUUUGUUAAAUUUAAAUCAAGGAUCCAGCCCGCCAGAUAACUGCUCAAAUCAAACUGAUCAGAAAGCCUUCUGCCUAAAAUGUGGAGUUGGAUGGUGUUAAAAUAGAGAAGAAAUCCACAAAGAAAGUCUGGCAUGUUCAAUACAGUGACUCUAGCAUCUCCCACACUGAAGUGAGGCCUGUACGCAAACCGCACAAGAUCCAAAGUACCUUAAGUUUGCCUCCAGAUCUAAGCAAUCGGCCCAGAAUCAUUUAGAGCUUUAGGAUAACUGGAUUUUAGAACAAUUACAACCACAGCAUCUCUCCAGAGGUUGGGCAUGUGUUGUGUCUGUAAGGAUGUUGCCCCUCAGCACAGGACUUUAGUAUGUGACUGACGACAGAUAUUGUCAGGACCAUGGGUCCUGUUCACUUUUACAGAAAGGCGCUUUUACAUCCUUAAACUGAAUGCUCAAGUGCUGAGUGUCCAGUUCUUGGAUGUCCUUGCUAAAAUCAAAAGAAUCAAAAUGACAAUAAAAACAAUUAGGAGCACUGGCAAGAGCAAUAUCUGAGUAGCUGAGUGCAAGUCAGAGGCUGAAUGCUGUUUUAAAGUAAGUUUUCUUUUUUUUUGUAUGCAGGAUUUGACAGAUUAGUGAUGCAUGGUUUGGUGUUGUUGGGACAGAAUUUUUUUUAACUCACCUUGAGGGAAUGAUCAUAUUUACAACUAGAAAGUUGUCAAGACAAAAAAAAGAGAUUUUUUUUGUCACCUAACACCAUUUUCACAAGGCCUAGAUAUUAUCAGCAAGAAUAAAAGGUUACCACUUUGUAUACAGGGUCCACCAGAACCCACGCAGACAGAAAGUUCCUCACAGCAGCUUUGAAGUACUGAGCACUUUCAUUCAACCAAUAAUGUUAGUGGGGGAGGACGUAGUUGAAUAUACUCCCAAGAUUAUCUGCUGAUUCCCAAUCUUAUGGCUACUUGUAUUCACCUAGACAAUAGAGCGGUCACAAUAUCUUUAAAUCGGACUGUAUGUUGUCACAAAUGCAGUUUCACAGUUUCUGAAAUGUAGUUCUCGGAUGGCAGGACAUCCUAUAGAUGUAAAAGACAGCAAAAAAAAUGCAGUUUCAACCAUGGCAAUGGUCUGGUUGUCCAAAGUGACAAAUUCAGUCGCCUUCUCUGUUAACCUUUGUCCUGUUCACUUUCUCAAUGAUAUUUAUUCUUCUUUUUAAACUCCUUUUUUAGUCUCUUGAAGACGUUUGUUGCUUCAGUACAGCAGCCUUUCCUCUCUUGCUCUGGUGAAUGUUCUCCAUUAAAUAUUUAGUUCUUGGAUGUCAUAUCCAAUUGUCAGUAUUGAAUACAGCUUUACUGAUACUGCCACUGAUACUGAAGAUGGUAUUGCACUUCAUGCAAGUGGCGGUUGGACUGUUUGCACUUUCUAGUUGAAAAUAUUUCAACACCUCAGACAUUUUAGCCGCAGGAUUGUUAAUGCAGAGUCGCGUGCACAUUUGCAUUCUGCCACAAAUUUUGCUCAGUGAACGACAGCUGGUGUAAAUGAUCGGGGUGAGAGGAUCAGCUCAAAUUGCCAAUCCCCCAUCUGUUAAACAUGCCCUGAUUGGCUCCAGUCUGAUAGUUAAGAUUGAAAACAGCAUCAUUUGUCAGAAUUGCACAUUUUAGAGGAUUCAUCCACACUUAACCUAUAACCGGCUGAGCAGAGAGGCUGUUUGUAAGCCCAAAUUCAAGAGAUUCAUUAGUUUUUAUGAAGGGGGGAAAAGAGCUUUCAUAUAUAUUCUUAUUAAGGAUGUUCUGGCUUGAAAUAUUUAAAAUCAAGAGUUAUAUUUGGACCUGUCAGGUAAAGGUAGCUUGAAUUAGUGUAAUGAGAUAGCUUAACCAUAAAUAAGACAGUACUUGACAAGAUUCAAGUUGGUUGCAGUGUAGACACCAUCGAAGCAGCUGUCUGUUAGUCAAUGGAAAAGCUCGUGUUUUAAGCCAUUUUGUCACAGAUGUAACAUACAAUACUUUACAGAGAAAAUAAACAAGUGAAAAGUUCAAGACAAAAGUAGAAAUACCCAAAAAGCUACUCAGUUGCAGUAACCUAAGUGAAUUCCAUUUGUGUCUUCUUACCACCGGUAGUAUGUAUUAAUACCAGACUUACCCACUGAUUACGAUUAUACUAUAAAUUGCAAGAGAGUCAUAAUGACACACCAGGAGUUCCCCUUCGCUGAUGAGCCAAAACACUACCUCACAGAUGAAGUGAAGAUGAAUAUUAUCAUUAUUACUCAUGGGCCAAUUUGAAGGAGGGCCCAUUCAGGGAGUUGUAUUGUUAACUUUUUUUAUUCAGUAACUGUAUCACAGGACUAUGAAGGGCAAUGUGUUGCUUUAUAUAUAUAUUUUUUCAUCGUAGCUACAAAUUAGUUUUAUCUGGUCCUGUUAUUGUUGAUGUAGUUAUUCAUUUUUAUCCACUAUCACCUGCUUUGUUGCCCUCUAUCUCAGCAUGAAGUGCAACACAAUCACAGCAGAUCAUUGUCCACCAUUUCCCUCAAGCUUUCUAAAAGAGAAACUUCUCCUGCCACAGUGCCACUGUUUCCUGUCAAAUGUGUCCAGCUGUUUGCUCAUGGCAGAUUUAUGUUGGGUCUUUGUAAAUAGUACAACAAAAGGGGCAGUUUACUUUAACUCUUUCUGUGAAGUGUCUCGUGAUACUGUUUAUUAUGAACUGGCUUUAUGCCAAUAAAAAUUGACUGAUUGAUUUUCAGGUGUCUGGACUGGCCAGGACUGCACUGUUGGGAAGCACCUCCAUUGUUUGUUGUUAAAUGUGACAGACAACAGCAACACAUCCAGCCUCACUAUGGGUCAGGACAGGGGGAAGUAUGAUUUCUACAUUGGCCUGGGGUUGGCCAUCAGCUCCAGCAUCUUCAUCGGAGGCAGCUUUAUCCUCAAGAAGAAAGGUCUGCUGAGGCUGGCCAGGAAGGGGUCGAUGCGAGCAGGUACUGACUUUCCCUGAGCAUUCGCUGCUCUUCAACAAACAAUCCAACUUUGAGGCACUCCCUGUAUUCUUGCUGAGCACCGAGAGUUGAUGAAGUAGUUAAACCUGUGGGGACGGCCCCUUGUCAUACCUGGUCACACCACAUUUCAGGCUCACUUGGUUUUGCACAACUCUGCAGGGUGUGUUUGUGUUUUUUACAUGUGUGAGUCAUGAAUCAUCAGUAAUCAUUAACUUGACCAGAUCACAAAAGCUGCUCCAGUCCACCUGCAGAACAUGUCCUCUCCAGCUUCAGUAUAUUUGAACAUGUUAUUUGAAUAAGUGAAAACAGGUGCAUUAAUUUUUAAUCUUUGUUUGCAGGCCAGGGUGGUCACGCCUAUCUAAAAGAAUGGCUGUGGUGGGCUGGUCUCUUGUCAAGUAAGUAGUUGUGAAAAUGUAAUUUGUUAUACCUCCCAACACUUUCUUUGACCUGCUAUUACCUAACCAGUGUCUUUGUACUUACUGUUGUUGCAACACAGCCAAAGCUCAGGAAGUAUCUCUGUGUUUCAGUCCUUGUCCUUUAUUUCAACAUAGAAGUUUUUCUUUUACAUGUGCUGAAAACCUAAAGAGGGAUUUCUGUGUCUGUAGACCUGGACCCAGACUCCAUGAACAAAAGCAGUAAUUAACCUUGCAGAGCACAGGAGUUACUGAUUCACUAAUGCCUGAACCUGCGAGUUUAUUGGUGUUUUUGUGUGACUUUGUUGUCCAAAAGGGUAAGGUCAAAACUAACACAGCAAAGUCAUACAAACAAACUGACUGGUUAAUACGGCUGUGGAACCGCAACUGCAAGUGGCAACCUUCAGGUGUAAAAAAAAAAAUUAAGGCCAUGCAGAGGCACAAAGAACUGCAGUACCGAGAGUGUCCACUGAAGGCUGGCUGCUAAAGCUAAGGAAUCCCCAUGAGGUGCCAUGUCCAUUUUACAGCAAAAGUGAAGAUGUUAAGAGCCUGGUACAAAAACAGUUGAGGGCGUGCAGGUCAUUUAUUAAUCCACACAAUCUGUAGGAGAGGGGUGAGUUAUCUUACAAUUGAUCAGUUCUGUGAAGAGCAUGUAUUUGUGUCAAUUUUGGCUCCCCCUGUGGUCAAAGUGGUAACAUCUUACUACUUUUUAGGUCAUGUUUAUCAACCAAAAAAUCAUUCUGCUGUGGUAUUCAACAGUCAUACCUAUUAUUCACUGUGAAUAUUUUCUGUGAAAAAAGUAAGAUUAGGCGUCUUCUUCAGGGAGCUGCCUAUUGCCUUGUCUGGCACCAAACCCCUCACAGUGUUUUCAGGUAUUAGAUAUCAAAAUCUAUAAAAUGUCAGCCUUUGAGCUGAUGGUCUCAUUUUUGUAUAAACAAGACCAGUGGAUAAAGCAGGAAACAGGUUAGAGAGAGAGGAAUGAGAGCGAGAGAGAGUGAACAAGGAGUGACACAUGGGAAAGUGGUUGCAGGCUACAAUCAACCCAGGUCAUCUACAUACAUGGAUCCUCCUUUUCGUUCAACCUAACCUCCUCCUCCUGGGCUGAGCUUCUCAAGAGGACCACCAGGCCAGUAGUGCCCCUAUUUUCGUUAGCUGUGCGUCGAUACAAUAAAACCCCUCAGAUGGCUGUAAAAGGAUUUAAAUGCUAGAAGUUGGAAACAUAAACUAAUGUGGGGCAUGGCUGAGUUGACCGACAGUCAAAAAAGAGAGACUAUACUCAUGAGCGACUCCCAUGUGUUGUAAAUGACCCUCUUUGGUAAUGAGGUUUGUUGGCCUUAUGGAAGAUUUGUAAGUGAUCUAUGCUUUUAAAAAGUUCACACCUCACUCUGCUGGCCUAACAGUCUUGGUGUGUUUCCCAUAUACAGGAGUUAAGCCACAGGCAGGUGGCCCAUGGCCACAGUGUCCUGUGGCUUCAGUACUGCUUGUCGCUCCCCAUUCCCUCCUCUUUCCACUGUCCUGUCCUCUCCAAUUUGAGGGAAAAGCCUGAAAAUAAAUAUUUAAAUAAAAGCUCUGACCAAGACAAAAAGUUUUUCUCUUGCAGAGAUUUUUUCUCUGAGGUUGUUAGACACUUGGUUAUUGAUCUGAGCUUCAGAGGCAGACCACAGAUUUUAACUCUCACUUGGAGCACACAUGCAUGCUUUUUGUAUGGUUAUGUUGCAGCUUUCAUGGCCCAUACUGUAACUGCUGGCUUAAACAAUCUCCAAACUUUUCCUCCUUGGGCUUUUUCUGCUUUUAUUAGAUGGAAAAACUAAACUGAGGUAUUCAAAAUGGGGAGAAAAUGUGUAAGUGGUCUAAGCUAGCAGUCAGACAUACUGCCAAUGCUUGAAAAGAUAUGGCCUCUGAAUGCAGGGUGCCUACUCUGCUCACUGACUUUAAUCAGCGUCCUGCUUUCUCCAGACUUUUUGUACAUAAGAAUCAUUUAGAUUUUCAAGUUUGCACAAAUGAUAUGAAAUGAAGAUAUUUCUGCAACUGUUUUUAAAUAUUAUUUUUAUUGUCUUUCAGUGGGAGCAGGGGAAGCAGCAAACUUCGCAGCCUAUGCCUUUGCUCCUGCGACUCUGGUCACCCCGCUGGGAGCCCUCAGUGUGCUCGUCAGGUAUAAAUGACUCAUUGUGUGACUGGGAGAGACUUAAACCUGAUCCAAACUGACCUUUAGUCUCAAGUAUUUGUAAAUAGAUUUGUAGAGUGGAGUCACUGUGGCUGACCUUCACUUUCAUUGCAGUGCGGUGCUGUCAUCAUACUUCUUGACAGAGCGGUUAAACCUGCAUGGGAAGCUUGGCUGCUUGCUCAGCAUCCUGGGCUCUACCACCAUGGUAAUUCACGCUCCAAAAGAGGAAGAGAUCAGCAGUCUUGAAGACAUGGCCAAGAAGCUGGUGGACCCAGGUACAGAACAAAGAAUGUUAUAGAUGUCUUUUGUUUUUAAGGUUUGCCUCUUAUUCCUGCCCAUUGUCAUAUGUUUUAUGUGAGUGGUAAAGAAAAUAAAUAGAGCAUAGCUAUACUCCUGAAUAACGAUAAGCUGUCUAAUAGAAGUUCUGAGGAAGGAUCUUAAUUUAACAAAUGUUUGUAGUACAUUCAUGACAAAAUCUUUGGACAUUUGGACUUGGUGUGGAUAACACUGACUGUCUUUAUUCAACAGAAACAGUAACAACAGCUUGUGAUCUUUUUUUUUUUUUUUCUUCUUGUUGCCACACCUAAAUCUCAACAAAAAGCUGUCUGUGGGAAAGCGGAUGUCUUCUGAGCAAGAUAAAAAUAAAAAAAAGUGAAGACAAACAUGGCAGUGAAAGUUGACACCUACUCUCCUCCAGACAUGAGGAAAUAACUAACAGAUUAGUAGUAGGAUAACAUGAGUUGUAUGGACAAUAAAAGCAGCUCUGUCAUUGGGUGUGUUUUAUGGUAGGGAGCUUUUAGAGACACUGAUAUUUAACAUUAAACCGCUUUAGUGUUUUUAUCAGUGAGAAUAAUUAAAAGUUUGGUUUGAGGCAGAGGAGAUGUCAGCCGUCAACAAGUUCUUAAAACCUUAAACACUGAAAGAGUCCCAAAGUUGAGAUGAUGUUAGAUGCAGGUUUUUAUGGGUGAGAUUUUUAGCUCUUUUUCAGAGAUGAGGUUAAGUGAGAAUGACAUGAAAAGGGUCUUUGGUCAUAAUAAGCCUGGGCUAGCCGCUCUGAGGACUACAGUCUCUGUACUGGAGUAUACGAUUUAAUCCCUGAGCCAGACUGGCACCCUUGAGACAGUGAUUUCUUGUGUAAUUCCUUAGGGAUGCACCUCAGCUGAGCAUCAGUGUUGGGUAAUAUGUACUGACAGAAACAGGCACAUAAACAAUUUGCUGAUAACAGAGUCCAGGUUUAUCUGCUGUGUUGUAUCAAUUUGACUCUGGUGAGCUAGACAUUAUAGCUCAUUUAAAAUGGCACACAGAGUAUUGCAAAUGCAUUAAAAACAUGUGCAAUUGACCAGUGGAGAAAUUGUUAUUUUUAAAUGAGGUUUUAGGCAUGACUACUUUUAUUAGACAGGCCAGCAGAAGAGAGAUGGGAAACAUAGGGAGCAGAAAGUGAUGAGGACUUCACAGGGGUCAAGAGCCAGAAACCAAACCAGCAAUCACAUUAACAAUGACCAUAGCCCCCACACAUCUGAGGCCCCCUGAUGGAAAGGCCAUCAUUGCCCCAAUAAAGUUAUUUUAAGCAAAUCAAUCAAUCUUUAUUUAUUCAACUGCUGCCAAAGAUUAUUUAGGUAAGAUGAGACCUGUUUCAAUCCACCAUGAACAGAGCACUUGGCAGCAUUAUUAAGUAACAGUGGCAAGAAAGAAUUUGAUUAAACAGGCAGAAACCUCAAGUCAUGUUGAACAUCCAUCUGCUGCAACCAUCUGAGGACUGGAACCAUAGAUAUCUGUAUUGAUCCUGAUUUACACAACCACUUAAUCUCUUAUAGGACUUGUAAUGACAGUUUUGGUUUUGAUUCAGUUUUUAAAUACACUGAUAGAAAUCUUCAGUGCAUUUGUAGAUACCUUAUUUGUUGGGGGCCAGUUUAUCCCUUCACUUCUUUAACCGAUGCCCUUGUUAGGCUGCCUCGACUUGACUCAAAGCCCCAAAUUUACCGUCUCUCUUAAUGUAAGGGAUCAAAUCAGACCAAAAGAUCACUUAAAGAGGAAAAAAUAGAAGCUAUUCCCAAUCUUCAGGCAUCAGUCACUUUUAAAAUGCUGCUAAAACUGACAGCAUUAUACAGCAGUGUAAAUGUUAAUGUUGAUCAGCAUAGAAAACAUGAAACUAAUAGCUUCUUAUUAAAACACACAGGCUUGUUUUGCUUUGUCGUAACAUUGUUAUUAAUUUUUUUGUUUCCUAUUGAUGUUUAGUCAAAUCCUCUCUCUGUCUCCCUUUCAGGGUUUUUUGUUUUUGCCACCAUCGUCAUCAUCGUGGCUCUCAUCUUCAUCUUUGUGGUGGGUCCCCGCCACGGUCAGACCAACAUCCUUGUCUACAUCACCAUCUGCUCAGUGAUCGGGGCGCUCUCAGUGUCCUGUGUCAAAGGACUGGGUAUCGCUAUCAAGGAGGCCAUAGCUGGGAAAAGCGUGGUGAGGAACCCCCUGGCGUGGAUCUUACUGUUGGGUCUUGUUGCCUGUGUGAGCACACAGAUCAACUACCUGAACAAAGCUCUGGACAUUUUCAACACCUCACUGGUGACUCCAAUCUACUACGUGUUCUUCACCACAUCUGUGCUCACCUGCUCCGCCAUCCUCUUCAAGGAGUGGGGUCACAUGGGUCCAGAUGAUGUGAUCGGCACCCUCAGCGGUUUCCUUACAAUCAUCGUGGGGAUCUUCCUGCUCCAUGCCUUCAAAGACGUUAGCGUAAGUCUAGCCACUCUGGCUGUGUCUAUUAGGAAGGAGGAACGAGCAGCCAACGGUUCAGCGCCUCACAGCACGUAUGAACUGAUUCACAACGAAUCCACAGAGGACAUUGAGGACAGAGAGAUGGGUUUGCCUUUUGAUAGCGUCUCCAGAAGAAACGGGGCGAUGACCUCCUCCCUGGACCAUUAA
Molecule: messenger RNA, 18550 nt
Organism: Xyrichtys novacula (pearly razorfish)
Lineage: Eukaryota; Metazoa; Chordata; Actinopteri; Labriformes; Labridae
Source: the annotation of a GenBank genome assembly